Molecule: messenger RNA, 774 nt
Organism: Colletotrichum chrysophilum
Lineage: Eukaryota; Fungi; Ascomycota; Sordariomycetes; Glomerellales; Glomerellaceae
Exons: 6
Coding region: 1-774 (257 amino acids)
Source: RefSeq, a predicted model, not a curated record
AUGGCCUCGGAAGAACAAGGUUCUGAUCCCAUCGGCAUCUUCCUCGACGGCCAGCAGCUCGACCCCACCUCUUCUGGUAGGAAUACCGGCUACCGCUACGUCAACCUCUACAUCGACGACUUCAUCGAGCUCGGCGAGUUCUGCAAGUUCGACGAUAGCGCAGUCCACGAGCAGUACUUCAACCGACUCUUCCACCACGUCCACAACAUCUUCAACGACGACAUCGUCAAGCACACUCGCGUCAUCAACUACCCUAUCGUCGUCCACAACUACAGUUCAACAGUCGACAUCCGGCGCUUCGACUUCCUCAAGGUCUCAGAGCAUUUCUCCCUCCGCUCCAACAACGUCAACGUCGUCCAUUCAGACAACGACAUCUACUCCGGAGUUGUCCAGCGUUUUUUCGACGACGUCAGUCGCGUCGUCGACGCCCAGAAUCUCCAGCACGGGUAUUUCCAUGUCUUUCCGCUUUACAAAUUCAUCCUCAAGCGUAGUUUCAACACUCGAGCAGACGCCAUCAUCAUCAACCACGACCAGUUCUGCAAGCAAUGCCCCUUCCACGCCAAUAUCGACAUCAGUUCCCGUCACAAGCGUCGUUACAAUCCAGUCUUCAACUGGUGCGCUUCUGAGCUCGGGCAGUGCCCCUACAUCACAAAUCAGCUUGCCAGCCAGCUCUUCUUCAUCUUCUCUGAAUCCGGCCUCAUCGACCUCCAGCAGUGUCCAAAGUACCCGCCUAAGCAGUCUACUAAUCGGCUCAUCAAGCGCUCUUGCCAUUAA